CACCGCCUUCUUGAGUCAACACCUCCAUCCGUCGCCACCGCCUUCUAGAUCUCGUCACCGGGCUUGGAUAACCUGACAAUGAACCUGAUCCAGUCAAUACUCUUGACCUCAGUGAUCACUUUCUGUUCCGCACAAGUUUUCCCCUUCUCGAACCUGCGAGCAUUCUUUGACCCCAAGAAGCAAGGGAGAGACGGUGGUGUUUCCGGUUCCGGUACAAACGUAAGCCGUCCCCAUCGACAAGCAGAUGGCCAUGACCAUCUACCGUCACUGGCGGAGUUCGACUCUCCGGACAUCUUCACGAUAAACAGGGAGAUAGAGGAGAGCAGAGUAGCUGUGAAGAGACAUCCGACAGAUAGUCCUUCCGGGAGGAAAGGAAAUGGAAGGCACAGAAUAAACACUCACCUGGACAUGAGAAAUCCUGAUAGUGACGGAUCUAUAUUCAUUACACCGAAGCCAAACCACAAAACAGAAUAUGCAACAACGGGAGAAGAAUAUCCACAGAAAUCAAACCGAGGCAGAAUUAGGAAGCCACAAAUCCAAGCAGAACCUGACGUCGAACAAUCCCAAUAUGAAGUACAGUCGGAGAAAACGUCGGAUGAUUUCCAAUUUGGAAACUCAAACCCUUCGAACCCCUUCACGUCAGAAGGCAGGUAUAUAGAGAGUGUCCCGCAAUUGGCAGUACCAAUUGAGGACAAUUUGGAAAAACUGAAAGAAAACGAUGGUCUAGUUGAUUAUCUGGUGCCUCCGAAACUACCGUCGGUUUACGAGAAAGCUCUGAAGCUUUCGAAAACUAGGAAACCCCAUAGGCCGUCCAAAUUGAAAUCUCCGGUUCCCACUGACUUCUCCAAGAAGGAAGGCCGCUACAGGCCUAAGAAGCACAGAGACUCGGGUGCGCCGCCGCCUGAUAGGACGACGAAGAGGCACGUGAUGAGACGACGACCUCACCAGAGGAAACCGUCCAGGAAACCUCCUGCGGAAUUGGCAGCUGCGGCAGCGCAAAUGGACGAACAGAUCACCUCAGAGACGGGAUUCACCGGGUUGGGAGCUCAUGGAGCCCAUGGUGCUGGUAGUCAUGGCAACGAGAGGGUGGAGUUUCAGAUGCAUGGUCAGAAGGGACCAAACUCGUACAAGUUCGGGUACGACACAGGGAAAGGACACAACCGACAGUUCCGGUUUGAAGAGAAGGACAACCAUGGGCGAGUAAAGGGACACUACGGCUACUACGACAAGGAGGGCAAACUACAGAUCGUCAACUACGAGGCAGACCCCCACUCUGGGUUUAAGGCUGAGUCUGUGUAGACGGUUUGCUAUUGCUGAAGGAGUAAUAUUUGGGAAUUGCUCAUCCUUCUUGAACACUAUGGUUGGACACAUAUAUUAUUUCAAGCCAUCAUGCGCUUCAAUACUGGUUUGAAUUUACAUUCAGUAAAGUUUGACCAUAUUAAUAAAAUAUAAUUAUAAAAAAAUAAAUUGUAUAAAAGAAACUUUCUUUAAGUCAAAAUUCAUAGCAAACAAAGAAAUUAUAAUGCAAUAACUAAUUGCCCAUAAAGCAUCUUAUAGACUUGCCAAAAUGAAAAUCAUGUUUUACAAUAUUAUUUAAAUACAAAUCAUCUUCAAAAUAAAGAAUAACUACAAUAGUGUAAUGUUUUCAAACUAAAACUGAUUAAAUAGUGUGCUUUUCAUUAUAUUGGCAGAACCAUGAAGACAACAAUUUUGUGUUUGUAAAACAAAUUUGUCUUCUUUUAGGCACAGAAUUUUUACAUGUGAAACUAACCACCAUAAGUAUUUAAAACAUGUAAAUAGAGUUAAUGUUGAUAUAUUUGGUCUUUGACUGAGCUGUCUAGUGUAAGAACGUUAAAUAUUUGUCCUCAGAUUAAUUUGUGGUCAACAAAAUGUGAUAAUGACCAAAGGAGGGCCAAGUGCAAUAUUAGUGUAAAACAUCAUCUUGUCUCUCAGUAUGAUUUUCAAAACAAUGUUUAUACUUUAGAGUAUAGAAACUGUUGUAACAAAGCAAAGUAAAGGGAUGAAAAAUUUCAAUAAAAUUAAUUGCUUUAGAACUAUGAUUAUUAUAACAAUAAUCAGUGAUGUUUCGUACACAAUGUUGACAAUGUUGUUAUAUGUUUAAGUGUAAUACAAAUUGUGUUUAUUUGUUGUGUAAU
This is a messenger RNA of Macrosteles quadrilineatus (aster leafhopper), 2156 nucleotides long. RefSeq lists its product as uncharacterized. The transcript has 4 exons. Gene Ontology annotation, molecular function: structural constituent of chitin-based larval cuticle. NCBI's taxonomy places the organism in Eukaryota, Metazoa, Arthropoda, Insecta, Hemiptera, Cicadellidae. Gene Ontology annotation, cellular component: chitin-based extracellular matrix. The record is from RefSeq and is a predicted model, not a curated record. Bases 79 to 1299 code for a protein of 406 amino acids.